AUGCACCGGUGUGGAGUGCCAGUGUGGUGGGUGCGCCCUUUGCACACCCUCACGACACGGACGACCAUUAUUCGUGUUCAUGAGCCGAUCUUGCCGAUCAUCCAUUUCAGCUCGGAGACGGUGAUGUCUCAUCGUGGUCGCCAGUUGGUUGCACCGGACUUCAUUGAGGCCAAGAUUCUCGAUGAAAGUUUACAGGGUUUCGGGGACAUGCUUCGCCGAUACAGCCUCACAGGCAAGCCAACCGUUCGACGCGCCGUUCCUGUUCUUGAGGUCGAUCGUCAAGGACUAGAGGAUCACAUGAUAGAAGAAGAUACGGAGGCUGGGAUGGCUGAGAUCCAGCGAGAUGACCAUGUGGCCGGGGGCUCUCCAAGUGACUCCCGAAAGAAGAGAAAGGGCCCCCGAAAAGGGCACCGGCGAGCCCCUCAAGCCACACGUCCGCCGGGCAACCGCCCGCAUUGGAUGUGUGAAGUAGCGAGUCCAUGGAACGUCAUUCUGGACGCGGCACCCGCACUGGCCAAACCGGAUUCGAAGCGAGCCCUCACGUACAUACUCCCUCCCUUGCAUCUGUUCUUUGCCGAAGGCGACGCGCAUGCCCAGAAGGUCCAGAACUGGCUGCGCAUACGGGAAUGGUGCCUGUUUAAGGCUUAUGCCAAUGUGGACCAGGCACCAGUGUUGAUGACAGCCGCGCAAUGGCGUAUUGCGCUGGAGGGACGGUACUUUGCCGUACAUUAUCCUAAGGAUGCGGCGAUUCAACCCCAAUCAUCUCGCGAGGAUAUCGCAUGUUUGCAUGAAGCCCCGGAGGGUACCACCAGUCUGGGGAAGCGCGGGCGGGCAGAUGCGCGGUCGGGCGACGGGGCGCAAUUGAACACGACGGAUAGGCGUCGGCUCCGGCGACUUAUGGAGCGGGUGGACAUACACGUUCGAUUCGGCGUGCAUGGUGAAUUUAGCCCAUAUGUGCCUGACGACACCCCUCUGCCCAAGUGGGAGAAGAAGCCCAUCGAUUUCCAUCAGGCCUUGGUGGACAAACGCCUGUGGGCGACAUUGACAUGGGAGAUAUCAGUCACGAUGUUCCGCCUCGAGCUAUUGGCACUCGACCAGGAGGUGGUACCAGACUUGUACAAUCUGGCCAAGACCAAGCUCCGUCGUCCGCGCCACUUCGACAUCAUGAGCAUAUGGAACGACGAGUGCAGAGUGUGGGAAGAACCAGGGAAGGAUUCCCAGGACUGGCUUACCUCGCCAGAGUGGAGAGUGCGGCGGGCAGCCAUCGGUCGAAUGCUGUUCGCGCUAGAGGCUUGGCCGAUUGAGGAGCCCCGUCUCCCACGGUGGGAUGAGCGCAAAGAGCGGCAGGACAUGUUUGCAGAACUUGAGAAGGAGGUAGUAUUGUACUACUGCCGACGUUUCUAUUCCCUUCGAGGGUGA
This is a messenger RNA of Heterobasidion irregulare TC 32-1, 1419 nucleotides long. RefSeq lists its product as uncharacterized. NCBI's taxonomy places the organism in Eukaryota, Fungi, Basidiomycota, Agaricomycetes, Russulales, Bondarzewiaceae. The record is from RefSeq and is a predicted model, not a curated record. The transcript is spliced from 3 exons. Bases 1 to 1419 code for a protein of 472 amino acids.